Molecule: messenger RNA, 2043 nt
Organism: Symbiodinium sp. CCMP2456
Lineage: Eukaryota; Dinophyceae; Suessiales; Symbiodiniaceae
Source: the annotation of a GenBank genome assembly
AUGCUUGGCGCCGCAGAGACCGGAGCAUCUGCUCGUCGACAGUUGCUGACGUGCCGCCGCUCCUUGAAGACCUGGGUUCGGACUCAGGACAUCCGACGAUUCGGCGCAGUGGCUGAGGCACCUGCGCUGGAGGCCGGAUCCGCACUGGCCCAGUGGGGGGAGUCGCAAGACUUGCAGACGCAGGCUGAGUCGGCCGGAAACGUGACGGAGGACGAGUUCUGGCGCCUGGUUGACGACUCCAAGGUCUCUGAGGUUAUCAUUUCUUCUUGGAGCGAGAAGCAGCUCCUCGCUCGAGUGGAAGGAGAGUUGGUGGCCGUUGUGGAAGAGGGCGAGGUUGAAGAUCUCCGAAACGAGCUGCUUGUCCGUGGCAUUCCUGUGCGAUAUCCGGCUGGAGAGGAGCUGAGUGACGAGGAUGCGCUGGCGCGAGCUGAGCUGAGCUCCGAAGGUCCCGUUGCCGGCGGCCUUCUUUCGGCCUUGGCCCUCGGCAUUGCGGACAGCUUAGUGGAGAUCAGCGCUUCCGUUGCGGUUCCUGCGUUGGAGGUGGAAGGCCAGUCCUUGAUGGAGGCAAAGCCAGCCGAUGCGGUGGUCGCGGAAGAUCUCGGCUUGUUGAACAAGGAUCUUCGCAUCCUUGAGCGUGCGGUGGAAGGUGUGGAGCGCUCAGUGGAGGCUGACUUCCAGGCUGCUGAAAGCCUCGCUUCCCAAGAGGCCAACCAAGCCACUGGAUUCUUCGGGACGUGGCUGACGUCAGUGGAGAAGUGGGGCCAGGACGUGUGGACUGGUCUUUGGGCCAACCAUGCACCUGGCACGGGUGGUUUGAUCGAGGACAGCUUCAUGGGCCUUUUGUCGGCAGUUUCCCUCUUCUCACUUUUCCAGAUGGCCUUCCUCAAGAGGAAGUCGAAUUCCUUCAGCCUCUCGUCGUGGAGCUUUGCAGCCCAACGCGGGCAAGACACGUGUGAGUACUUGAGGACCGGUGCCAUGCAGAUUGGCGUGGUUCUCUAUGCGAUCGUCGAGGAGCGAUGCCUCCGAGAGUCGCCAGGGGUGCUCUGGGCCAUCUCCACGUGGAUCAUUUUCAUGGUAAACAACAUCACCAUGUGGCCGUUGCUCAAGUAUUUCCGCGGGCCUGAGGUGCAGCGCGUGCUGUUUAAGCUCGCAUAUUCCUUCAUCAUCUCUUUCCAAGGUGAUGCCAUACUGGUUCUGGAGCGUGAAGCAUGCAGGUCGAUGCUGCGCGGCAUCUUCAAGCUCCUUCGCUUACCGCUCGGGCAGCAUGAUGCCAAGGACGAUCGAGCCUGGCUCUUCCCCGUGACGUCGAAAUCUCAAGAUGAGGAUCAGGAACUCCUAGGGACAAUGCCAGAUCGAGUCGUUGGCUUGUGCAGUCGAGCAAACGCAGAAGCUCUUGAUUUGAAACUCUUCUGGAAGGGACAGGGACAGCUCAAGUGCGUGUGCCUGCUCAUGACGAAGGAGGGCAAGUACGUGCGACAUGUUUGGGAAGGUGAUAGCCGCUUCGAGGGCAUCCAGUACACAGCACACCAGCCGAGAAGCUUGCAGGCUUCCGAAAUUGGUCGUGACGACGAGGAGGACUUUCUGCACCUGGGCACAGUUGCCGGGGACAGCAUGUCCUUGCAUCUGGGCCGGCUCCCAGAGAACGUCUUUGCAUGCAUUUUUGCAUUAGUGGGAACAGAUGACGGCCUGGCUUUUGCAUCGGAUGAUGUGCUGCAGCAGUUCCAGGAACUGACAAUGGCCCUCCAUCCAGCCCGAAGCCAGGAGGUGAUCUUCACGUAUCGCCAGGGAGCUCUGCGAAAAGAAUGCAACAUCCUCACGAGCCUUUGCCUCUACCGCGGGCCCCAUCACACGUGGCGGCUGGAGCCCAUGCAGCUGCAUUUGUUCUCUAUGCGAGCGAACAAGGCGGAUCUGGAUCCAGCUUCGGCGGCUGAGGAGGUUGCCCACUUCGUGGCCAGCAAGGUACGGUGGCUGAUGAAGGACCGCUGCUGGAAAGUUGCCAGUGACGAACGAGGUCUGCACUUGCCCGGCAACAACUUCUGUUGA